This is a messenger RNA of Amoebophrya sp. A120, 1527 nucleotides long. NCBI's taxonomy places the organism in Eukaryota, Dinophyceae, Syndiniales, Amoebophryaceae. The record is from the annotation of a GenBank genome assembly.
GGUGAGCUGUUCUAUUUCGAACUCGUGUUUCAAGUUACGACAAGGACAAAGUCUUUCAGAUUCGCCGAGUGUCGCCGGUAUUAAGUAGCUAGGUGUGUCACUAACAAGGGUGGAGCGCUAUCAUACAUAGAUCCAAUCGUGAUGGUUCUUCGUGCUCGAUUUUCGUUCGAGAAUUUGUCAAGACAACCAGCGGGGGAGAGGAUCUUCUGAGAGGCUUGUUAUUGUUCGUUCAGGAAGAGGACACGCAGAGCACGAACUUGUUGAAGUUGGAUCAGACAGGAAUCUACAGAAAGCCGGUAAGUAGUUGUCCUUGUACUUCUUACAAGGAACAAGACGCACAAAAAAUGAACCACCCCCGAUUUCAUAGUAUGCGGGAGGACGGGAACCGUUCGGCUUCGCAGCAACGAACGACCUCGAGCUCCUCCCAAGGUCGAUUUUCACGGAGUAAUAGCAUGACCGUGCUGACCAGGCCGGAGGCAGACCCACGGAACUGGUUUCUCUCGAGCCAGCGGAAGGAGUACAACCUCACGGGAAAGACAAGAAAGGAAAGGGAACAGUUCCAGAGUAUACCGGCGGUGCCGACCAACAAUUUUACACCCGAAAGCACAUGUACUAAAAUGUCAAUGUCGACCUUGAUGUUGAAUUUUUGGGUUGACUGGUCGCGCUCAACAUCGUCCAGUUUGCUUUUGGGUUUUAGUCGGAGCAGCUUCACUUUGGUGUGCUGGGAGAGAAUUUUCUACCCUCGCAUUGGGAGUAGAGCGCACUUGCUUCAUAAACAUGCAAAAUCUUUUUAUCACAGAUGGCGUGGACCCACAAGCGAAGGUGAAGAGCCAACUUUCCGGCCUCGAUGCGUGUUUCAAUGAUACGGUGCGACACAUAAACGACUUUUACUUCCGCCCUUACGUCCGUCAAGAUUUCACGCGGAGCGCACUGGUAGGAAGUCUUGCUUUUCAUUAAGCAGAGCCUUUCUACUAUGACAAAAAAAAAUAAUUUCCAGUGGCACUUGAAGGCAACAUCCAUGCUUGAAUCGACUUGUAGGAAGAAAGUCUUAGAAGGAGGACCUCGAAUAAAUAAAUGAAUCUUUCAGGUGCAGAGCCACGAACCCCAGCGGCAGCGGGAAUACAUGCCAACAGCGGGCACGAAGUCCCAUUAUCCGCGAAGAUGAGUCAAGUCUAUCAAGUUUUUGCUGGCAUGCAAGAUUUUCUACUACCAUCCAGGUUUGAACUUCAGAUCCAUGUACAAUUGCCCAGGUAAAGUGUUAAUCUUUGAAUGGCCAAACCGAAUGUAAGAAUGUUGUUGCGUGGAGGUCCAAUGAGCAUCUUGGCGUCCCGAAAGAGGAAAGAGGGCAAUCAUGUCCUGGUUUGCACCAUAGAAGGGCAACAGCGAACUUGUUCGAGCGACCACCUAGACUAGAGAAAAAGAGCCACACGAAGACGGCCCACUAAGGCAAGCGAACAAUCAAAUCCGCAUCGUGAUGCUGUAUACAUAAUAGCACUGCGUGCAGCCCUGAAGUUGUCGAUCUGUAUC